This is a messenger RNA of Marchantia polymorpha subsp. ruderalis, 960 nucleotides long. NCBI's taxonomy places the organism in Eukaryota, Viridiplantae, Streptophyta, Marchantiopsida, Marchantiales, Marchantiaceae. The record is from the annotation of a GenBank genome assembly.
GUACGCAGAGCAUUGUAGCCUGUUGUAAAUAAACCAAGUGGAGAACCGUGAGGUGUCAAUCUUGUCAAGAAAACUCUUCAAGAAGCUAUGGCCAUGGCCAUCGGAGUUCUCGUCCUCGCCCUGUUGUCCCUCUCCUCAACCACGGUGUUCGCCAAGGACUACUGUGUGUACACUAUCUUUGUGAAAACCGGAUGGUUGCCCAAGGCUGGAACCGAUUCAUCUAUCAGCACGCAGUUCUUUGAUUCGAAAGGUAAUUCUUACAAAGUGGACAGUCUCACUGAGUGGGGAGGAAAUCUGUUGGAUGCUGACCAUGACUACUUUGAGAGGAACAAUGUGGACGUAUUCAGUGGAUUGGGCGAGUGCUUGAACGGCCCAAUCUGUGGUUUGAAUUUGACAUCGGAUGGAACGGGCGAUCACCAUGGCUGGUACUGCGAUUAUGUCGAAGUGACAUCUUCAGGUGUCGGCAAGUCCUGCAACAACCAUCACUUCACCAUCGAACAAUGGCUCGCAACUGAUGCGUAUCCUUAUUCUCUCACUUCCACCAAAGAUGAAUGUGCCGAAGUGACAUCUGGCCUCUCAUCCUCUGAGUAGCACAUCGCAAGAUCUGGGUGGACAGGACCGUCGAUGAGCUUGUUCGAUAUGCGGAUUUCUACCGUUGAACGUUGACCGAGCACUAUAUACUCCCUGUUUUGUAUUCUUAGUUUGUUGGUUAUUGAAUGUAGACAUGCAAGAAUACGAAUGAGGGUUGUUGCAAAAGACUGUCUUUGUUCAGACUCGCGAGAAGUCUGUAUGCCGGCAGACAAUGGUGAUGUCUGGCUUAUCCGACUCAGAUUUUAAAGGAGCGUCAGAACUUGAACAGUUACGAAUGUCCAACAUAUGUGAGGUGCUCAUAUUCGUGCAUGAAGUGUCUUUCCUUCCCAGGCCUUCAGGUUGGCUUGGAGUUGCUUGCUUUUCGACGCA